Messenger RNA from Camellia sinensis, 4067 nucleotides. The record is from RefSeq and is a predicted model, not a curated record. NCBI's taxonomy places the organism in Eukaryota, Viridiplantae, Streptophyta, Magnoliopsida, Ericales, Theaceae.
CCAAAUAAAUCAGUGACAUUGUAUUCUCCUCAACAUCAUAGCAAUUUUGAGAGUGGUCUGUCACCCAUGAACGAGUCAUAUGAAUACCACCAGAGAGAGACCCACACUUUACAACUGAGAGCUCAUAGAGUAGUUCUAGUUGUUGUUGAUGACAGCACUUCCCUCUCACUCUCGCCCUUUCUUCACCAAACUCCUCCAAUUCACCCACCAACAAAACCUCCAACAAGGCCAAGCCUUACACGCCCAGAUUAUCCUAACAGGUUCCUCUUCUUGCAUAUACAUCUCCAACACUCUCAUCAACUUCUACGCCAAGUGCAAACGCUUGACCCAAGCCAAGCUCGUCUUCGAAACCAUACACAACAAAGACAUUGUCUCAUGGAACUGCCUCAUCAAUGGGUUCUCUCAACUGGGUUCUCCCUAUUCUUCCUCCUCUGUCAUGGACCUCUUCAAGCGCUUGAUGAGAGCAGACAACUCCCACCCAAAUGCUCACACUUUCGCCGGCGUUUUCACUGCCGUGCCGAGUCUUCUGGACCCUUCUGGUGCUGGGGAACAGGCUCAUUCAGUGGCUGUCAAAAUUGGGAUUUGUUCAGAUGUUUUUGUGGGCAGUUCUCUGCUAAAUAUGUACUGUAAAGUGGGUAUUUUGUCAGAUGCUCGCAAGGUGUUUGAUAGAAUGCCUGAGAGAAAUUCGGUUUCUUGGGCUGCGAUGAUUUCUGGGUAUGCUAUGCAGCGGCUUUCUGCAGAAUGUAUGGGGCUUUUUAAAUUGUUGAUGGGUUUAGCGGAGGUGGGCGUGAAUGAGUUUGUGUUGACCAGCGUUCUUAGUGCGUUUGCAUUGCCUGAGCUCAUUGAAAAUGGGCAGCAAAUUCAUUGUCUUGGUCUUAAAAAUGGCUUGUUAUCGAUUGUAUCUGUUGGAAAUGCUAUUGUGACUAUGUAUGCAAAAUGUGGGAGCUUAGAUGAUGCUCUUCAAACGUUUGAGUUGUUGAGCCAUAAGAAUGCUAUUUCGUGGUCCGCAAUGAUCACUGGUUUUGCACAGUCUGGGGAUUCUGAAAAGGCGUUGGAAUUGUUUUCAAAAAUGCAUUUUUCUAGGAUGAUGCCUAGCGAGUUCACCCUUGUUGGAGUCCUCAAUGCUUGUAGUGAUAUUGGUGCUUCUGGAGAGGGAAAGCAGGUGCAUGAUUAUUUGGUAAAAUUGGGAUUUGAAUCUCAAAUCUAUAUCAUGACUGCUCUUGUUGACAUGUACGCAAAAUGUGGUUGCAUAGUAGAUGCUAGGAGGGGUUUUGAUUAUUUACAAGAACCUGAUAUCGUUUUGUGGACUUCCAUGAUUGGAGGGUAUGUGCAAAACGGGGAGAAUGAAGAUGCUCUGAAUUUGUACUGUAGAAUGCAAACGGAAGGUGUCUUUCCUAACGAGCUGACAAUGGCUAGCGUCCUAAAAGCCUGUUCGAGCCUUGCUGCUUUGGAGCAAGGAAAGCAAAUCCAUGGCCGUGUCAUUAAACAUGGAUUUAGUCUUGAAGUUCCAAUUGGAAGUGCUCUCUCGACUAUGUAUGCAAAAUGUGGAAGCCUUGACGAUGGGAAUUUGGUCUUUAGGAGGAUGCCCAUGAGGGAUGUGGUCUCAUGGAAUUCGAUGAUAUCUGGGCUUUCUCAAAAUGGACAUGGCAACGAAGCUCUUGAACUUUUUGAGGAGAUGCGGUUUGAGGGAACAAAGCCGGACUAUGUUACUUUUGUGAACAUUCUCACUGCUUGUAGCCACAUGGGAUUGGUAGAGAGAGGUUGGAUUUACUUCAAUAUGAUGUCCAUUGAGUUUGGUAUACUCCCAAGAGUGGAUCAUUAUGCUUGCAUGGUUGAUAUGAUGAGUCGUUCUGGGAGGCUCGAGGAAGCAAAAGAAUUUAUCGAAUCGACAACUAUCAAUCAUGGAAUGUGUUUGUGGCGAAUCUUGUUAAGUGGUUGUAGGAACUAUGGUAAUUAUGAUUUAGGAGCCUAUGUAGGAGAGAAAUUAAUGGAGUUGGGUUCACAAGAAUCUUCUGCUUAUGUAUUGUUGUCUAGUAUCUAUACUGUGUUGGGCAGAAGGGAAGAUGUGGAACGUGUGAGAAGGAUGAUGAACGUUCGAGGGGUGAAUAAGGAACCUGGGUGCAGCUGGAUUGAGUUGAAGAGUCAAGUUCAUGUAUUUGUCGUUGGAGACCACAUGCAUCCGCAAAUUAAAGAAAUACGCGCAGAGGUUCGAAGAUUAAGCAAGCUAAUGAAGGAUAAAGGCUACCAACCUGCUUCUGAUUUACUUUCUGCUGAUUUUCAAAGUCGAGAUGAUGGAGAAGAAAGUACAUGUUAGGAGCAAGCAUUUAUUUAUUCCAUUUAUUGGAAAAUGACUCCAUUUUCCCCCAAUUUGUGAGGGCUUUAUUUAUUUAUUUAUUGUAUACUAUCCAAAAUUUCGUGAUUAAUCAUGAUUCAUAACCCCAGAUGAUUCUACUUAAUGAAAUUUCAGAUGAUUCAAGUCAAACUUCCUUCCCGUCCCCAAAAGGAAUCCAUUUCUUUCUCUUUCAUUCAGGUGAAGAUGCAGAAUAGCAUUUCUUUCUUGUUAAUUUCCAAGGAUUCAUUGAGUUGCCCUAUAGUUGACAUGAUGUGUAUAUUUCUUUGCCUAGGAGGAGGCAACAUUCUUUCCAUCAUCCACACCAUCAUCUGCUUCUCCGCUGCUCUCUUCCUCCACGAAACACUGCCUCCCACCACCACUGAAGAAACUAAAGAACAACCACUCAUUUUCCACUUUUUUAAAGUCGUGGCCAUCAUCGUAGCCUUCUAUCUACUAGCAUUCGAUGUCUCCGGUGUUCAUGGCCGCAUGAUUUGUUUAGUAUUCACUGUCGGAUUACUUAUCCUCCUUGCAAGUCCACAGCUUGUUCCCCUGUACUUACAUUGUAGUCAUGCCUAACUCCAAUUCAGAUGCUGAAGCACAAAUCAAUGAGCCAUUGUUUGUUGAGGAGGUUAGGAAAGAUGAAGAUGAUGUUGUUGAGGUCAAGAGAUGGCCGAGUAUUGGAGAGGAUUAUACGAUGUUUGAAGCAAUGCAGACUUAUGAUUUUUGGGUGUUGUUGGUGUUCCUUCUUUGCAGGGUUGGGACAGGGAUGUGUGUGAUAGACAACAUGGGACAGAUGGGGAAGGACACUUGUGUAUGAUGAUGUUUCCAUUUUCGUGGCGCUUACUAGCAUUGGGGGAAACUUUGGUCUCAUCAUUUCAGGCAUGGUGUCCGAAUACUAUAUCAGGUAUAAUAUGAUCACUCUUUGCAUCAUUGCUCAUUAACAUUACUACAAUUUGUUGGAAACACACAAACACUUAGUCUGAUCUUCCAAUCCUUGUUUGCUAUGUCAUUCAGUGGAAGUCCAAAAUGACUCAUGGGAUCAAGCAAGGGUGGGUAAAUGACCUAAAAAACCUGCAAAUCAAAUUAACCUGACCUUUGUGAGUUGGGUUGAUUCAGUUCUUAAAGGGUCACAAUUUGGUUCUUAGUUCUUGGUUGAUUUGGUUCUUAAAGGGGCACAGUUUGGUUCUUUAUAGUCAGUGGGGGAGCCAAAAUUUUGAUUCAUAGGGACAUUAUUGAGUUGUAUCUCAUGAGGCCAAUCUCAAUCCAACCGAAUCCAAUUCAUUCGGUGAUAGGAGGACAAAAAAUAAGUGUUAUGCCAAAAUUAUAUGUUUCUUAAUCAGUCAUUUAUGAACUCUAUGGAUUUUUAAUCAGCCAUUUAUGAACUUUAUGGAUUCUUAAACAGUAACUCAUCCUUUUAGACCAAAUGAAAAUUCUCUGAAAAUUGGCCUUUUAGACCAAAUGGGCAGCUUUUGGUUAAAAAUGAUUACAUCUGGAACAAAGGUAUGAAUCACAUAAAAAAUUAGCCAUCAAUUCUAACUUUUCCAGCGCAGUAGAAUACAGAGGGUUUCUUAUCUAGUGCUAGUGCAUCUGUUUUGUUGUUAUGUAUUAUUAACUCCUACUUUCUUAAUUUUGGGUUUCAUUUAAUUGUUUUCUUCUAAAACUUGCUUUUGCAAUUUUAGGAAUUGAUAAUUGAGCAAUGGGAGAAGAAUUAUUAAAUAAAAUGUAUUGUUAGAUG